UUUGGGAUGGUCAACCGCGCGCCGUUCACGGCGGCGGAGGACGCCCUGCUGCUCGCGAGCGUCUCGUGGGACGGCGAAACGAAGUGGGCGGCGAUCGCCGCGGCGAAAUUCCCCUCGCGAACGGGUUACCAGAUCCAGAGCCGUUGGCACAGCCUCAUGAACCGCCAGCGCCGCUGGAUGAACCCGCCCGCCGCCCAGGCGCAGGGGGAAGGCGCAGGGGCGGGGGAAGACGGAACGGCGGGAGAAAGAGUGGCGGGGGAAAGGGCUGCGGGAGGGGGAAGGGCUGCGGGGGAAACAGCAGUGGCGGGGGAAGGAGCAAUGACGGGUUACCAGCCCAUGAACUGCCAGCGCUGCUGGAUGAACGCGCCCGCCGCCCAGGCGCAGGGGGAAGGCGCAAGGGCGGGGGAAGGCGCCAGGGAGGGGGAAAAUGCAAUCGCGAUACCUGGGCGAAGCGAAGCGACAGGAAUUGGCGCAGUGGCGGAAUCAGCAAUUGUGGAAGCAGUGCAAUCCGCUUGUGAGGGAAGUGGUGAUGACCCGCCGGCACCCCCCUUUCCGGAAACUGGCGCGGUGGCGGAAUUAGCCACUGCGGAGGCAGCGCAACCCGUGUGUGCGGGACGCGCGAACUCCCGAUUCAAAAGACGAGCAGAAUCGGCUCGUGCUGGUGGCCCACUCGCACACGGCCACUUUCUGGAAACUGGCGCAGUGGCGGGAUCAGCCGCUGCGGAAGCAGCGCGAUCUGGUUGUGUGAGAAGCGCCAACCCCGCAUGCCUGGAUGCUAGCCCAUGUGUUUUCUCAGGUGCUACUGCAGGUGCUGUCUCAGGUGUUUUCUCAGGUGGUACCCCAGGUGAUUCUCCUGGUGCUUCGCCAGGUGCUGCUGCACUCCUUGCUUCAGCCAACCCCUCAGCCGUUGCUGCUUUCAUCCGGACCCUCCAAUCCGCAAUCAACGGCUCUCCUCGAUCCCCCACUUCAACCACCCAUUUGGACUCAACCAUCCAUUCAGACGCAAUCGUCCAUCGAUUUUUCACCACCCAUCCCCACACUAUCAUCCCUAGGUGCUUCUCAGCGCAACAGUUAGCCGCCAACCCGUCACCCAGCAGCCAGCCUGGCCACCGCACUCAACCGAAUUUAACACCAUCCUUCCCUAUGAGCUUCUCAGCGCAACAGUUGGCCGUCAAUCCGUCACCCAACAGCCAACCUUGCCCCAGUGCCACCCUGCUGCGCCCAAGCACUGCUCUAUGCUUCUCAGCACAACGGUUAGCUGCCAACGACCCGUCCAACAGUCAGGCAUCCCCCAGCAGCGCCCUGCCCCGCCCCAGUGCCACCCUGCUGCGCCCCAGCACUGCUCUCUGCAUCUCAACUCAACGACUAAGUGCCAACGAUCCGUCCAACAGCCAGCCCUGCCCCAGUGCCACCCUCCUCCGAAGCACCCUGCUCCGACCCAGCACUGCUCCUGCAGAUUCUGCACGUGCAAGAGUAUCCAUGGCGAACGGGAUGGGUGGCGGAGCGACAUGGCCUACCCUCCAAGAUCCCGAGAGUUCGUUGUUGAGGCGCCUCAUAAACAGCGCGGCUGCUGCUUCACUUGCAAGAGCAAGCGCCCCCAACAGGGUGGGUGACGAGGCGACAUGCCCGCCCCGCCAAGACUCAGAAUCUAUUUUUGCUGGCGUCGGCAUCUGCAUCAGUGGUAGCCAAGCCCAAGCCCAAGCCCAAGCCCAAGCGUCAGCAUCUGCAUCAGUGGUAAUCUCAUCUGCGGCAGCAGCGCCAGCAGCAGCGUCGGCACUCGCACCAGCACCCGCAUCAGCGCCAGCAGCACCAGCUGCAGUGUCAACCGCAGCAGCAGCAGCAGCAGCAGCAGCAGUGGAGCUGCCUCUGUUUCCUGUUUCCCCUCCAUCGGCUGACAGCAGCAGCAGCAGCGCUGCCAGGCCACUGAUGGGCCCCAGCCUUACCCUCGACCUGUCACUGAGGCCCUCUCAUCCCCACCCGCCUGCACCUGCUUUCAACGCUCUUGCUCCUGCCGCUCCUGCUGCCGCCGCUGCUGCUGCUGCCACUGCUGCUGCUGCUGGUGCUGCUGCUGCUGGUGCUGCUGCUGCUGCUCCUGUUAGCAACGCCGCUGCUGCUGCUGCGUUGGUGCCUCAAGGGGCUGACGUGCUGGUCCGAUCUGACAGCGGCAACAGAUGGGUAAUGAAGCGCGCUUAUAACGAGGUUCUUAUUGCCGAUGCUGCUGAGCAGGAUGCGCCUGAUUCGGCUGAAAAGGACCAUAAAUGUAGCCCCUUGGGAUGUAACUCCUUGGGAUGUAACCCCUUGGGAUGUAACUCCUUGGGAUGUAACCCCUUGGGAUGUAACCCCUUGGGAUGCAACCCCUUGGGAUGGAACCCCUUGGGAUGUGGCGACAGGAUGGCAAAAAAAACCAAGACAGAGCCAGCGGUAGCAAGCCCUUGGGAUGGUGCAUGGAAUGGGCCAUCUUUCCGUGGGCAGGAGGUUGUCGAUCAUCCCAAGGGCGUGCUAUCCUUGGAGGUCGCUCAUCGCACGACGACUCCUCUUGGGGUCCUCGAUUUCCAAUCAGCACGUGCUGCUGCUUCUGCCGCUGCUGCUGCUGCUGCUGGUUCUGCGCCUGCCAUCCCCCGCUCCUGGAGUGGCGGCAGCAGCACGUGCAGCAACGCAGUAGCAGCAGCAGCUGGUGCAGGGAGUGACGGGGGUUAUCGCACGUCUACGCUUGGGGUCCUGGACUCACAAAUUGCAUCUGCUGCUGCUGCUUCUGCGCCUGCAAUCCCCCGCUCUGCAAGUGGCAGCAGCAGCACGUGCAGCAACGCAGCAGCCGGCGGGGGGGGCGACGGAGGGCAUUGCAAUCAACUGCCGGAAACAACACUUGAGGCGCCUCAUUAUCUGGCUGGGAUGUCUGGGGGGGGUGAUGGACGGUAUGGCAUGCAACUGCCGGAAAGGCACUUGCUGUCAGGUUGUCGGUUGGACACAAGCCAAGUCUCAGCUCGGGGGAGUGGUGCAGGUCAGCUGGUAUUCGAUGGGUUGCAAGUAGCGAAGGAUGGUAGGGUGGGGGUGGAAGAGCAGUGGCUGUUGGAGAACCGGGCGAGGCUCCAGGGAGACCAGUUGGGAACGGAUGGGUCGCCAGUGGCAGGGGGGCAAGUGGCAGGGGGGCAAGUGGCAGGGGGGCAAGUGGUAGAUGGUGAGAGGAUGGGGGUGGAAGAGCAGUGGCUGUUGGAGAAACGGGCGAGGCUGCAGCGGCGGGAGGAGCAGUGGAAGAGAGAGAAGGAGAUGCUUUGUUGUGUUCACAACAAUCCAAUUGGGCAGAGGCAGCAGGAGCAGCACCAGCAGGAGCAGCAGCAGCAGGAGCAGCAGCAGCAGCAGCAGCAGCAGUUGGCUCUUCAAGUUCUAGCGAGGCUGCUGCUGACACACAGAUGACAGGCGGGCCUGGGUGCUGAAGCCCCACCCGCAUCACCAGCAGCAGCAGAAGCCGCAGAGGCACUUGUCGUCUGGUGCUCGCAGGGCCGCUGCUGAUGCACCGAUGUCACGCGGGGCUGGUUGCUACAAAGACAAGCAGAUGCUGCAGAUAGUGAGGCGUGGCAAUACCGCCUCAGCAUCGCCAGCAGCAGCAACAGCAGUUGGCUCAUCAGGUGCUUGCAAGGCUGCUGCUGACACACAGAUGACAGGCGGACCUGGGUGCUGAUUCUCACGUGUGCACUUUAGAGCCUUUAGACCUACGUUUUGCUUAGAGAAGAGCACACAGCCAUGGGCUCGUGGGCUCGCUCAAUGUUUGGUUUGGUGCCUUCGUGCAUGUGCCAAUUGCAAGAUGUUGGAAAUAUCUCAAAGGACUUCAGCGUUUCUGAAGUGUAACACUACACUCGAGGAAGACCGCAACGGGUACGCGAGUCAACGGAGGUUACACGAGGGGGCGAACAAAGAACACGAAGGGACUCGAAGGGUCGCAACUGGAGGUUGCGACUGACCGUUACAACAGCGCGGAUGAGACCAAACUCCCAGCAACUACGAUCUACCUACAAUCUGCAAUUCAACGACUUCAUUAAUUACA
Molecule: messenger RNA, 4039 nt
Organism: Closterium sp. NIES-67
Lineage: Eukaryota; Viridiplantae; Streptophyta; Zygnematophyceae; Desmidiales; Closteriaceae
Source: the annotation of a GenBank genome assembly